AUGCCUAAGGAAGCUUUCCCUGUGUGGCAAACCCUGCUUGCAGAAGCCUGCCAGGGAAAGCUGAUUUUGGCGUUGCUGGAGGAGGCUCCGCCGAAUGUGAAGGGCACCGUCAAAAUCCUCAAGCCUUUGGUGCGUUCUGCAAAGGGCUCAUGGGACGUGUUUGCGUUGCUUGUGGCAGCUGCUGUGUUGCAGCUGGGAGGACAGCUUACGCGCUGGCUAGGAUCAGGCAGCGGAAGGAGCAGUGGCAACCGCCGCAGCAAAUCAUCCCAUGGGUCGGCUGGUGCCGCCGCAGCACGUCGGACCGGCGGCGGCAGUGUGGUCGUGUCCGAUGUGGCGGCCUCACCCACGGUGCUGCUACCGGACCCCCGCCUUGGAGGCGUGUGGGUUAAGGACCCUGAGCGCUCUGACUCCAUGGACGAGGCGACGGCGGUGAUGCGCCUCAACGGCCUCGUCCGCACCGCCAUUCGCCUGAUCAGAGGGCUGGAGAUAGACCCGGAGGCACUCAAGGCGGGCAGGUUUGACAUGGCUAUUUUUAGCGUCAUUUCUUUCUUUAAGGUCCGGGAGAGCUACCGACUGGAUGGGACUGUGGCGCACUUCAACCGGAGGGACCUGCGGCGGGGCAAACACACUGCGUCCAUCGCUGUACAGCCGGACGGCUCUGUCGUACUGUCGAUCAGCUGGGCAGCAGCCGGCAGUGAGCCCGUGGCAGCAGCAGGUGGUUUGAUGGGUUACGGCAGUACGACAACACAACAGCCGGAGGCGGCGCCCAACGGUGGCGACCUUUUGGUGGUGACGUCUAAGCUCCGGGUGGCGGGAGCUGCUCGUCAAAUCGUGUACCGUACAACCUACGUUCGAGCGGGGCGAGGCAGCAAGCAGCACCACGAUCACCGGCACAACUAG
This is a messenger RNA of Volvox carteri f. nagariensis, 900 nucleotides long. RefSeq lists its product as uncharacterized. The record is from RefSeq and is a predicted model, not a curated record. NCBI's taxonomy places the organism in Eukaryota, Viridiplantae, Chlorophyta, Chlorophyceae, Chlamydomonadales, Volvocaceae. The coding region runs from base 1 to 900 and encodes 299 amino acids. The transcript is spliced from 9 exons.